GGAGAAAGGGGGGGUCACCCGCGGCACGAGCAUCCCCCUCGUCAACCGCCGCCAGCGGAGGAGCGACCCGAGCGGCAAUUGAGGCGGAGGAGGAGGAAGAGGAGAAGAAGAAGGAGGAGGAGGAGGCGCCUUCCCUUUCCCCUGAGCGAGCUCAGCCGGGCCGGUCCCCUCAGCCGGGGGCUCCCCUCCUCUCCUUCCUUCCCCCCCUCUCCUGCACCCCAACCUCCCUCCCCCCACAGUACUGGUGCCGGAGGAGCGGCCCCCUCUCCUCCCCCCGCCCGAACCGGCAAAUGAACUCGGUCCGAGCCGCCAACAGGAGACCCAGGCGAGUGUCCAGGCCGCGCCCGGUGCAGCAGCCGCCUCCACCGCCGCCGCCGCCUCCUCCUGCUCAGCCGCCUCAGCAGCAGCAGCAGCAGCAGCAGCAACCACUGCAACUGCCGCCGCCACCACCGCCGCCGCCGCCGCCACCGGAGAGGAACAACAACAACGCCGCAGCUGCCGCCGCCGCCGCAGCUGCCGCCGUCGCCGCUGGGGAACGGGAUGAUGAUGUACCUGCAGAUAUGGUUGCAGAAGAAUCAGGUCCUGGUGCACAAAAUAGUCCAUACCAACUUCGCAGAAAAACUCUUUUACCUAAAAGAACAGCUUGCCCUGCAAAGAGCAGUAUGGAGGGUGCUUCUACUUCAGCUACAGAGAACUUUGGUCAUCGAGCAAAACGUGCUAGAGUAUCUGGGAAAUCACAGGAUUUAUCAGCAGCACCUGCAGAACAAUAUCUUCAAGAGAAGCUGCCUGAUGAAGUGGUUCUGAAAAUCUUCUCAUACUUGCUGGAGCAAGAUCUUUGUAGAGCAGCUUGUGUAUGUAAACGCUUCAGUGAGCUGGCUAAUGAUCCAAUUUUGUGGAAACGACUCUAUAUGGAAGUAUUUGAAUACACACGUCCAAUGAUGCACCCUGAACCUGGUAAAUUUUAUCAGAUCAAUCCAGAAGAGUAUGAACACCCAAACCCCUGGAAGGAAAGCUUUCAGCAACUGUAUAAAGGAGCCCAUGUAAAGCCAGGAUUUGCUGAACAUUUCUACAGUAAUCCGGCAAGAUAUAAAGGAAGAGAAAAUAUGUUGUAUUAUGACACCAUUGAAGAUGCGUUAGGAGGAGUUCAAGAAGCUCACUUUGAUGGACUUAUCUUUGUUCAUUCUGGCAUAUACACGGAUGAAUGGAUAUACAUUGAAUCUCCAAUUACCAUGAUUGGUGCAGCUCCUGGGAAAGUAGCAGAUAAGGUCAUUAUAGAAAACACAAGAGAUUCAACCUUCGUCUUCAUGGAGGGAUCUGAGGAUGCUUAUGUGGGUUACAUGACAAUCAGGUUUAACCCUGAUGACAAAUCUGCACAACAUCACAAUGCCCACCAUUGCUUAGAGAUUACAGUCAACUGCAGCCCGAUAAUAGACCAUUGUAUUAUUCGAAGUACUUGUACAGUUGGUUCUGCGGUCUGUGUUAGUGGCCAGGGAGCUUGUCCCACUAUCAAGCAUUGUAACAUCAGUGAUUGUGAAAAUGUUGGACUCUACAUUACAGAUCAUGCACAGGGGAUAUAUGAGGACAAUGAGAUCUCUAACAAUGCAUUAGCUGGGAUAUGGGUUAAAAACCACGGAAACCCUAUUAUCAGACGGAAUCACAUUCAUCAUGGGCGUGAUGUUGGUGUUUUUACAUUUGACCAUGGCAUGGGUUAUUUUGAGAGCUGCAACAUACAUAGAAAUAGAAUAGCAGGGUUUGAAGUGAAAGCAUACGCCAACCCUACCGUAGUUCGUUGUGAAAUCCACCAUGGUCAAACUGGAGGAAUCUAUGUUCACGAAAAAGGAAGAGGACAAUUUAUAGAAAAUAAGAUCUAUGCAAACAAUUUUGCAGGUGUAUGGAUUACUUCAAAUAGUGACCCAACAAUAAGGGGUAAUGCAAUUUUUAAUGGGAAUCAAGGUGGAGUCUACAUCUUUGGUGAUGGAAGAGGCCUUAUUGAAGGAAAUGACAUCUAUGGGAAUGCAUUAGCAGGGAUACAAAUUCGGACUAACAGCUGUCCCAUCGUUCGGCACAAUAAGAUACAUGAUGGUCAACAUGGUGGUAUUUAUGUGCAUGAAAAAGGCCAGGGUGUGAUUGAAGAAAAUGAAGUUUACAGUAAUACCUUGGCUGGAGUCUGGGUAACAACAGGAAGCACUCCAGUGCUGAGAAGAAAUAGAAUACAUAGUGGUAAACAGGUCGGUGUUUAUUUCUAUGACAAUGGACAUGGAGUGUUGGAGGACAAUGAUAUCUAUAACCACAUGUACUCAGGAGUUCAAAUCAGAACUGGAAGCAACCCGAAAAUUAGGCGCAACAAAAUUUGGGGAGGCCAGAAUGGUGGAAUUCUUGUUUAUAAUUCUGGGCUUGGCUUUAUAGAAGACAAUGAAAUUUUUGAUAAUGCAAUGGCUGGAGUAUGGAUUAAGACAGACAGCAAUCCCACAUUAAGAAGAAACAAAAUCCAUGAUGGAAGAGAUGGGGGCAUCUGUAUAUUUAAUGGGGGCAGAGGCCUUCUUGAAGAGAAUGAUAUCUUUAGGAAUGCACAAGCUGGAGUCCUUAUCAGCACAAACAGUCAUCCUGUGUUACGGAAAAAUCGAAUAUUUGAUGGAUUUGCUGCAGGUAUUGAAAUAACAAAUCAUGCAACUGCAACUUUAGAAGGCAAUCAGAUUUUCAACAACCGGUUUGGGGGAUUAUUUCUAGCCUCUGGUGUCAAUGUGACAAUGAAAGAUAACAAAAUAAUGAACAAUCAAGAUGCCAUAGAAAAAGCUGUUAGUAGAGGCCAGUGUCUAUAUAAAAUAUCAAGUUACACCAGUUACCCCAUGCAUGAUUUCUAUAGAUGUCACACUUGUAACACCACAGACCGCAAUGCUAUAUGCGUAAACUGUAUUAAGAAGUGCCAUCAAGGACACGACGUGGAAUUUAUUAGACAUGAUAGGUUUUUCUGUGACUGUGGUGCUGGAACGCUGUCCAAUCCCUGUACACUAGCUGGAGAACCGACACAUGAUACAGAUACACUAUAUGACUCUGCUCCUCCUAUAGAAUCUAAUACACUGCAGCACAACUGAAUUACUUUGAGAAGCAGUCCUGCCAUUCUAUCGUAACUGUUAAUUUUGUUUUUGAGGAAGUUAUACUUGCCCAUUUCUGCAGAGAGAGAGAGAGAGAGACUUUAAAAUGGAUGUGUAAAGUGGUGACACUAUGGAGCUCAACCUACCAAAAAGAAAGUGGCAAUAUGUUGACUCAGGAUAACAGAACUGGGCGUUUCAGCAUUACUGUGUAAACAAAGACUAAGGGACAGAUGUGAAGAAAAUAAGCUGCAUCUUUGUACAGAUACCAACUUCCAAAAGGCUGGUGUUUCUACAAGUAGCAUUGAAACGCAGUCCCAUUUGCAGUAGUACUAUUCUGUAGACGAGCAGCAGUCUUUGUUGCUGCCUUUAUGGACAUGGGUACCAAUUGCUUUUUGUAAUAUGGUAAAAAUGUGAGCUAGCACUUCUGCAUUUAUUUUGAUUUUUUUUAAAACAUUUAUUCAGAUUGAGAUGAUUUUAACGCUUUAAUCUCAUGUAGUUUUUAAUUUCAAGCAAAUCUUAUUGUACUUGAAUGUGUCCUGUUUUGUUAGCACACCUAGACUUGCUGUAACUGUACUCAUGUCCCAGUAUGUACGUUCUUUCUAUGAAAGAGAACACUAAUCUUAAAUUAUAUCCAGCAAUUUUUCUGGUAUCCUUUGCAGUUAGAAUCUCCCCCUUCCCCUCCCUGCCCUCAUGAUCUUUACAUCACCUUAAGAAACAAUGUUUUAAUGAGACUUCUUGGGAGAUAAUGCACUAUAAAACAAAGUACACAGGUGACAGUUUGGAAGUACUAUGUUUUAAAGUACACUGUAGGAGUCUCCUCCAAACAAUCCUGUAUUUUACUCUGUUCACAGUUUUAUUGAACAGUUUGGACAUUACUCUUAUGAACUGCUGAAAAUUGCAAAUUCCUGCUCUAAUUAAGAUGAGACAAAGUAUAUAGACAGCCCUAUACAGUUUCAUAGCUUUUUUCCAUUUAUGUGUAUUGGUGACAGUGGGUAAUCAACAGCCUGAAAGUGUAUGCAUGUACCAUAACAUCUAGACUUAAUAUAUUGUGGAGUAUUCAAUAACCAUUAUGUAGAGGGUAGCUAAGAAUUAAAAGGGUUUAAUUUCCUAGGAAAGACAAUGGAAAAUGGUCAUUUUUAAAAAAUAAAGUUUAUUAGAUCAUUGUGUUGUUUGCAUACUGCCUUUGAAAACUGCUGUAAAAACUAUACAGGGUCUCAACCAAGAAGCAUAGUUAGUUUGUUGAGAUCAUCUCUGACUGCUGGUGCUCCUUCAGCUAUCCGGCAAAGGUUCCUGGGAAAACAAACAUGCAUUU
Messenger RNA from Elgaria multicarinata webbii, 4404 nucleotides. RefSeq names its product F-box protein 11 (gene FBXO11). The record is from RefSeq and is a predicted model, not a curated record. The transcript has 23 exons. Gene Ontology annotation, molecular function: zinc ion binding; protein binding. Lineage: Eukaryota; Metazoa; Chordata; Lepidosauria; Squamata; Anguidae. Gene Ontology annotation, biological process: regulation of apoptotic process; ubiquitin-dependent protein catabolic process. The coding region runs from base 291 to 3092 and encodes 933 amino acids.